Molecule: messenger RNA, 1986 nt
Organism: Rhipicephalus microplus (southern cattle tick)
Lineage: Eukaryota; Metazoa; Arthropoda; Arachnida; Ixodida; Ixodidae
Product: MAM and LDL-receptor class A domain-containing protein 1
Cellular component (GO): membrane
Molecular function (GO): protein binding
Source: RefSeq, a predicted model, not a curated record
CUACAUGUAUGCUCAGAACCUGCGUUUCGCCAUCAGUAAGGCUCACCUAGUUUCAGUCAAGAUGAGCCCUACUCCUGACACAGGUCGUUGUUUCACAUUUUGGUACAACAUGUGGCAUCCGAAUGUUGGUAGGCUAAACCUCGUGAAGCGCGUGGAAAACGAAUCUAAUAGCCUGCUGUGGACACGCUUGUCACCUCAAGGCAAAGAAUGGAAGCAAGGCCAGGUCCAAGUCUACUCGGAUGAUCCUCAUCAGCUGAUCUUUGAAGCUGUGCUUUUCUCCGGCAAACGAGGCAUGAUCGCUAUUGACAACUUCGUACUCAACGACACCAGCUGCAGUAGUGACAAAUUUGGAGGGUGCAACUUCGAGUCUGAUUCGUGCGGGUGGCAACUGCACAACUGGCAGCGCACCAGCGCGAGCAUGAGCUUCAAGCCUACGGCUGAUCACACAACCCAGUCAUCCACAGGCCGCUUCGUUCUGGCAAAGAGUCCUGGUGGCCGCAUGGUUAGCCCUGAAAGCUGGUACGACGCGACUCAGCCGAAGUGCUUCCGCUUUUGGUACUUCCUCACUGGCACACCCGCGGAAGUGCUUAGGGUUACCCGAGUGCUCAAAGGAGGUCAGGAGGUGGCACUAUGGCGUGACACGCCGUAUCAAGACAACAGUAAACUGUGGCGUCAAGCAUCAGUGAACCUGCCCGCUUACAAUGAAACACCUACGAUCGUGUUUGACGCCACAACAUCUGAUGCCGCGGGCGCAGUGAUAGCCGUAGAUGACUUCAGCCUCGGCAGUGCCCCGUGCCCUUCGCCCGGAAGCUGCUCCUUCGAGGAGGACAUGUGCGGCUGGACCAGCAACAUUAUUCUCAACAACGCACAGUGGUAUCGACACCGGGGUGCCACAGUUUACAAUACGACAGGUGUGCAGAAUGACCACACGUUGGGCACAACCAAAGGUUACUACCUUCUCCUCGACGCCGCUGACCUGAUAGGUGCUUCAUUCGGCAGUUUGCAGAGUCCAAAGUUGCCCUUGGGUCCUUCUGUGUGCUUCAGCCUUCACUACUCCUUCAAAAACGGCUCUGGAGCAGCGUUGACAGUUGCAUUCUUCGACCAGAAGGGGGCCAUUGUGGGUCGGCCUAGAAGGGUGCAGAACUCUACGCCACGCGUGUGGACGCGACUUUCCAUCGAACGCUCCGAUCUUCCUGAUCUAUUCUCAGUUAUAAUCAGCGCUCAGACGGCACGAGGCCGAAGCGACGUCAUCAUCGACGACAUCGACGUACGUCGUGGAAAAUGCCCUGAGAUGGCCGUUACCACAAUAAUACCAGGACCAGAAACGGAAACUCCUACCCGCCCUGCAACAGCAGCUUCUACGCAGCCCGUGCCUGCACCAGAAACCACACCAACAGAACCUUCUACGCUGCCCACGGAAGUUAUAACGCCAGAACCAGUGGCAACUGAAACUCCAGCCCCUCCCAAGCCGAGGCCUGCCCUGGUGUGCCAGCACGGCGAGUUCAGCUGCAGAGACGAUAGCACUUGCAUUCCAUCUGCACUGCUCUGUGAUGGUGUUAAAGACUGUCCAAAUGGACUGGAUGAGAAGUGCGGAAGUGCCUGGCAAUGCAAAGAAGACGAAUUCUUUUGUCCGUCCCGCUCUCCUAGCGCUUGUAUGCCAUGGUCUCUCCUCUGCGAUGGUCACGAGGACUGCGCUGGUGGUUCCGAUGAAUCUUUAUGUCGCGCAUGUCCUGAUUAUUUCUGCCGAAAUGAUGGUACAUGCGGGUGGACGCCAAAAGCGCCAAGUCCGACCUGCGAAUGUCGCCAUGGUUACAGAGGCCGCCGCUGUAAUUUGUUGACCAGCACCGUACCACAAGCGGACACGCUUACUUCAAAAGGCUCUGGACCUUCUGCCGGCAUAGUUGCAGCCAUAGUUGUUGUGUUGAUGAUCUUGAUCGUAGCCACUGUAGCUUCAAUCGUUGUCAUUCGUAAGCGACGCAACCUACA